This is a messenger RNA of Cyprinus carpio (common carp), 3263 nucleotides long. RefSeq names its product anoctamin-1. Gene Ontology annotation, biological process: chloride transmembrane transport. The record is from RefSeq and is a predicted model, not a curated record. The transcript is spliced from 26 exons. Gene Ontology annotation, molecular function: chloride channel activity; protein dimerization activity. Gene Ontology annotation, cellular component: plasma membrane. The coding region runs from base 262 to 3081 and encodes 939 amino acids. Lineage: Eukaryota; Metazoa; Chordata; Actinopteri; Cypriniformes; Cyprinidae.
AGAUAGAUAGAUAGAUAGAUAGAUAGCCACAGAGAAGCGUAUGACGAGAGGUGCGCGCUCUCUGGAGGGAGGCUGUUAUUCUGCGCGCUUUCUUAAACUCGCGUGAAGAGCGCGCGUUCCAGUGAUGUUGUCUCACGCGGACCCGCUUCACCUGUAGACUGUCACGGGAGUUCAGGACCGCUUUAUUCUGUUUUUUCUGAGGUUAAACUCUGAUCCACAAUCUACUGGAGAAUUUCAGUGCUGGAAACACAAACAGCCAUAAUGAACAAUGAGCAGUAUCCUUCUCUACCACUCAAAGAAAAGCAAAUGAACAUUAUCAGCAUCAAAGCCAUAGAAGACAUCGGAUAUGAUCUUCAAGAUUCUAUUCUCCUGAAGUCUGUCGCUCCCGAGGAGAACACACAAUGCCAGCAGGGUCUGUAUUUCCAGGACGGCAAGAGACGGGUGGACUACAUCCUCACUUACCACAUCAAAAAGACAAGCAGCUCCCGACGCCACACAUCACGUCUCAGAGACAACGCCUUUACCCGCACCCUGCGGCGGGGUCGAGAGCCACCUCCACCUGCACCCAAAGAUGAUGCUGAAGUUGGCUCACCUCACCACAGCAUGGACCACCACGAUGAUGACAAAUGUUUACGGCGUGAGGAGUUCGAGAGUAACCUGAUGGAGAUGGGCCUGGAGCUGGAGCGAGAUGAGGAGACCAAGACUCCCGGUGUGGGCUUUGUGAAGAUUCAUGCUCCGUGGAGCAUUCUCUGUCGAGAGGCUGAAUUCAUGAAACUGAAGAUGCCUACCAAAAAAGUGUAUGAAGUGAAGCACAGCAGUGGUGUAAUGGAAAAGAUCAACGCGUUCAUCAGCAAACUAACAGAUCCUCUUCAUCCAAACUUAGAAGAGAACAGGACACAUAAAGUGAAGCACCUCUCGUACCCGUUCUCCAGGGAAAAGCAGCAUCUGUUUGAUUUGUCUGACAAAGAUUCCUUUUUUGACAGUAAAACAAGAAGUUCAUUAGUAUUUGAAGUUUUGAAGAGAACCAAGUGCACAAAAGCGAAAUUUAGCAUGGGAAUAACUAGUCUGCUUGGGAGUGGUGUUUAUUUGGCUGCCUAUCCAUUACAUGAUGGGGAUGUUGAUGGGGAAAAUGCUGAGCCAAAUGACAGAAAGCUCUUGUAUGAAGAGUGGGCCAGCUACAGUGUCUUUUAUAAGUACCAGCCUAUUGGUUUAAUCAGGAAGUACUUUGGAGAGAAGAUCGGUCUAUACUUUGCUUGGCUUGGUGUUUACACCCAGAUGCUGAUCCCUGCUUCCUUAGUAGGGGUCAUUGUGUUCCUCUAUGGAUGUGUUACUGUUGAUGAUGACAUUCCGAGUAUGGAGAUCUGUGACCAGCGGAAGAACAUCACCAUGUGUCCGCUGUGUGACCGCGUGUGCAGUUACUGGAACCUGAGCACAGCAUGUGGGAUGGCCCGGGCUAGUCAUCUGUUUGAUAACCCUGCAACCGUCUUCUUCUCUAUCUUCAUGUCGCUGUGGGCUGCGUUCUUCAUGGAGCACUGGAAACGGCGGCAGAUGCGUCUCAACUACGAGUGGGAUCUCACAGGGUUUGAGGACGAGGAGGAAGCACUGAAGGAUCACCCGCGAGCCGAAUAUGAAUUCAGAGUCAUGCAGAAAUCGCUGAAGAAAGACCAUAAAUCACAGAAGCCAGAGAAAGAAAAGCUGACAUGUAGGGACAGAUUUCCUGCAUAUAUGACAAACCUCAUCAUGAUGCUUUUAAUGAUCGGUGUGACAUUUGCUAUUGUAUUUGGUGUGAUUUUAUACCGGAUCUCAACCAAAGCCGCUCUGGCUAUGAGCUCAAACCCCAUGACCCGCUCCAAUGUCAGACUGACGGUUAAAACCACAGCGGCCAUCAUAAACCUGGUGGUUAUUCUCAUUCUGGAUGAAGUGUAUGGCGCCGUCGCACGUUGGCUCACUGUUCUCGAGGUUCCUAAAACAGACAAGAGCUUUGAAGAAAGGCUGAUCUUCAAAACUUUCAUCCUCAAGUUCGUGAAUGCGUUCACUCCCAUCAUAUACAUUGCAUUUUUUAGAGGCAGACUCGGGGGGCGUCCAGGAAGUUAUCUCUAUGUGUUUGAGUCUUAUCGGAUGGAGGAGUGCGCUCACGGCGGCUGUCUCAUGGAGCUCUGCAUUCAGCUCAGCAUCACAAUGCUCGGCAAACAGCUCAUCCAGAACAACCUGUUUGAGAUCGGCGUCCCUAAACUGAAGAAGCUGAUCAGAUACAUUAAAUCCAAGAGAGGCUCUUUCCAGGAAGAGGAAUAUGAGAAGAAGUUACAGCGUUAUGAGACGGAUCAUUUCCUGGAGCCCUUUGUUGGACUCACACCCGAAUACAUGGAGAUGAUAAUCCAGUUUGGCUUUGUGACUCUCUUUGUGGCAUCUUUCCCACUGGCGCCUCUGUUUGCCCUCCUGAACAACAUCAUUGAAAUCCGUCUUGAUGCCAAGAAGUUUGUGGCAGAACUCAGAAGACCAGAUGCAGCCAGAGGCAAAGACAUAGGAAUCUGGUAUAAUAUUCUAAGAGGAGUCGCAAAAGUGGCAGUUAUUGUCAAUGCAUUUGUGAUCUCCUUCACAUCAGACUUUAUUCCACGGCUGGUCUAUCAGUACAUGUACAGUCCAGAUGGGUCGAUGCACGGCUUUGUCAACCACACGCUGUCUUACUUUAAUGUCAGUCACUUCCAAAAUGGUACCGCCCCACUGGAGCCUUUCCACCUGGGCUUCCAUGUGGACAUCUGCAGGUAUAAAGACUACAGAGAGCCUCCGUGGUCUCCGACACCAUACGAGAUCUCAAAAGAGUUCUGGGCUGUGUUGGCAGCCAGACUAGCAUUUGUCAUUGUCUUUCAGAAUGUGGUGAUGUUGAUGAGUGAUGUUGUGGACUGGAUCAUCCCAGAUAUUCCCAAAGACAUCAGCUUGCAGAUCCAUAAAGAGAAGAUCCUCAUGAUGGAUCUGUUCAUGAAAGAGGAACAGGGAAAGACACGGUUGGAGGACAACUGCAAAGAGACGAGUACUCUGACCCGUUCACGCUCCAUGUCUCACACAGCCUGCAAAAAUUACUAACAUCAUCAGCCUCAGAGUUUCUAUCAUUACAUUCCACUGACGAACCCCAGACAUGCUGUUCGGUCUAAAAUAAAGCUUGUCGCCAGUGCACACUGCCUGAGUUCAUAUUGUACAGUUUUUCAUGCUUCUUAAAUGUUAUUUGUGUGCUCUACAUGUUUUUUUUUUGGGGGGGGGGGGGGGGG